CUCGACGAUCUUUCUCGCGGCUGGGACGAGGAUGAACUUGCGGCAGGCAGGCGUCUCGUGCGUUUUUACCGUGUCCAGGACGGCAACAAGUUGAUCGUGACCGCUGAACACAUGGCGCCACAGAUGGAGUACGAUGAGACGGAUAUCAUCGUCUCUUGCAUAUACUUUGAUGAAGUAGACAGGUGUUGCAUCACUUCGGUUGACAUCAUCCAUUUGUUGGAGCGCCUUGUCGAUCUGGACUUUGAGGUGGACGAGAGGAAUCGUAUUAGGAGAAAUUUGGAGCAUCUGAAGCCGACGACUAUCGCCAAGUUGUCAAAGUACAGCCGCUUCUUCCAGAAACUUGUUGACUUCCCUGACCCCAAGCCCCGGAAGAUUGAGAAAGAUAUCAAGGUGUUCAACUGGGUGGAGUUGCCUAGAGCGUUGAAUAAGAUUAUCUCGAAAUAU
Serpula lacrymans var. lacrymans S7.9 is the source of this 444-nucleotide messenger RNA. RefSeq lists its product as uncharacterized. The transcript has a single exon. Gene Ontology annotation, cellular component: nucleus. The record is from RefSeq and is a predicted model, not a curated record. Lineage: Eukaryota; Fungi; Basidiomycota; Agaricomycetes; Boletales; Serpulaceae. The annotation marks the transcript as partial.